UCUCCUCCCUUAAGCACAUUUGAGUACAUUAAUCAUCUUCAUUUGUACAUUAGCCUCAAAAGUCUUUUCCUCUUCCAUUAUCCAAGAAAACAAAAAACUAACAAAACCCCUUUUGACCAAAAAAAACAAAACAAAACAAAACAAUGUGUUCUUACAAGUUCAAGAAACAAGGAGGAGUUGUUGUUGUUGAUAUUUCUCCACAAUCACUCUCUCAUAUCAAUGGACGUCCUGUUCUUCAACCAUACAACAAUUCCCACAAAAAAAAUACAUCAAAUUUCAAGAUUUCACCUCCUCCUAUCUCUCCCAAAAUCAAGUCCCCUAGACAACAAUCUAUCAAGAAAGUGAAUGAUUCUAAUGUCUUGAAUAUAAGUAAUGAGAAAAUUGUGACACCCAAAAUCCCAAAAGUGAAAAAUUCAACACUAACAACUCCUCCUAUUUCACCUAAAAUCAAGUCACCUAGACAACCAUCUAUCAAGAAAAUGAAAAAUGAUUCUAAAAACACAAUCUUGAUAAAAAAUUCUUGUAAAAAAGACUCUUCUUUUAUGAUUCUUGAAGUUGCUGGAAGCAUAGCAGCAGCAAGAAAGGAACAAGUUGCCAAUAUGCAAGUGCAGAGGAAACAGAGAAUUGCACAUUAUGGAAGAACUAAUUCUGCUAAGUUCAAUGAUGCCAAAUUAGUCACUGCUGCUGCUGUUGAUUCAUGUUCUAAAGAAGGGAAAAGAUGCAGCUUUAUCACACCUAAUUCUGACCCUGUCUACAUUACAUACCAUGAUGAAGAAUGGGGAGUUCCUGUCCAUGAUGAUGAUCUGCUAUUUGAGUUGUUGGUAUUAACUGUGGCUCAAGUUGGAUCAGACUGGACUUCAGUGUUAAAGAAAAGGCACGAUUUCAGGGAUGCAUUUUCAGGAUUUGAUCCAGAAAUUGUUGCAAAAUACAAUGAAAAAAAGAUAAAUUCAACAAGUAUUGAAUAUGGAAUUGAGUUGAGCCAAGUCAGAGGGGUUGUUGACAACUCUAAUAGAAUUUUAGAGAUCAAGAAACAAUUUGGGUCAUUCCACAAGUACCUAUGGGGAUUUGUGAGCAACAAGCCCAUUACAACACAAUACAAGGCCUUCAACAAAAUCCCAGUAAAGACAUCAAAAUCAGAAACAAUGAGCAAAGAUAUGGUGAAAAAAGGCUUUAGAUAUGUUGGCCCAACUAUUAUACACUCUUUCAUGCAGGCAGUUGGGCUUACCAAUGACCAUAUUAUCACUUGUCCAAGACAUGCCCAAUGUGCUAUUCUAGCAACUCAAGAACCAAUUGCUAUGUGAAAAUUACACCUACUAACAUCAAGAAUUAAUAUAUUGUUGUUUAGUUUUAUGAGACAUUGACUAUAUUAACUAGUAAACAAAUAUAAGUUGUUGAGAUUGUAAUUCUUAUACCCUUUUAGUUAUUUGUUUUGGUGAUUAGUUUAGAGGUGUGUGAAGAAGUAGGUGUUUUAUUUGUACAAUAUUUGGUUGUAGUUGGAAAAAAAAAAGAUAUUGGGUGUAUGAUUUAGUUAUGUUUGGAUAUGAAUUUCAGUUGACAAAAAAUUAUGAAUGAAAAUAAUUUGUUCCUAAA
Messenger RNA from Solanum dulcamara, 1590 nucleotides. RefSeq lists its product as uncharacterized. The record is from RefSeq and is a predicted model, not a curated record. Gene Ontology annotation, biological process: base-excision repair. The transcript has 5 exons. The coding region runs from base 144 to 1301 and encodes 385 amino acids. Gene Ontology annotation, molecular function: DNA-3-methyladenine glycosylase activity. Lineage: Eukaryota; Viridiplantae; Streptophyta; Magnoliopsida; Solanales; Solanaceae.